Messenger RNA from Sceloporus undulatus (fence lizard), 2240 nucleotides. RefSeq names its product patatin like phospholipase domain containing 4 (gene PNPLA4). The coding region runs from base 733 to 1593 and encodes 286 amino acids. Gene Ontology annotation, cellular component: cytoplasm; membrane; lipid droplet. The record is from RefSeq and is a predicted model, not a curated record. The transcript has 9 exons. Gene Ontology annotation, molecular function: retinyl-palmitate esterase activity; triacylglycerol lipase activity. Gene Ontology annotation, biological process: triglyceride catabolic process; lipid homeostasis. Lineage: Eukaryota; Metazoa; Chordata; Lepidosauria; Squamata; Phrynosomatidae.
AUCCCAGAAUUCCAUAACACUGAACCAUGGCAGUAACAGCGGUUUCAACCUGGAUUAUUCCUGCAAUGUGGGCGCAGCCAUAGUCAAACUACUAUAGUACUCUAAUGGCAAUACAGUGUGGGAAUGACUCAGAGAGGGUCUUCUUGGCUAUGGUACACCAUUUCUGUAAUGCCCUCCCCAUGUUAGUUUCUCUGAAUUACUGGAUCAAGACAAGUUGUUGUUAUUGUUGUUUUGUGCCUUCAAGUUGUUUCUGAGUUAUGGUGACGCUAAAGCGAACCUCUAUCAUAGGGUUUUCUUGUCAAGUUUCAUCAGAGGGAGGUUAGCUUUCUAUUAAAUCCCUUGUGGCCUAAUUUUAUGCAUGUAUGUCUCUUGUAAUAGUAGUAAUGUAGUAGUAGUAGAGAGCCAGCGUUAUCGUAUCUUUUUUGUUUGUAUUGUACUUUAUUUAUGUGGAAUUGUGGUGGCUUGUAGCUGUUAGCAAUAAACAUAGACAAAACUGCUGAGAGCAUUCAGGACUUACAAGUUUGCUUUUAGCCUUUUUUUCUGUCCCAGAUCUUAUUUGAUAAGUCCCAUCAUCCUUUCCCAAAACUAAUGGAAGCCGUAGGUGAAAUAGGCCUGAGGAACCCAGUCUAAAUCCAAAGGCAUCUUGGCUCCAGAUCUCCAUAUAUUGCCAUAUUUUGUCUGUUGAAUAAGGAUAAAUAACAGGUCUCCAGAGGUCAGAAUGCAUGGUUGAUAAUGGAUAUGGCAGCAGCUGUCAACGGAGAGGGAGGCAUUACUGCUUAUGACAAAUCAUCAAAGGCACAAGAUGGAAGACAUCAUGAGAUCGAAGCAAAAAUGAAACAUAUCAACUUGUCAUUUGCAGCCUGUGGGUUUCUGGGGAUCUACCACUUGGGGGCAGCAUCUGCUUUUUACAGACAUGGUAAGAAGUUAUUGAAGGUUGUCAAGGCCUUUGCAGGAGCUUCUUCUGGAUCUUUGAUUGCCACUGUUCUUUUAACGGUGCCAGAAAAUAUAGAGGAAUGUACAAAAAUUAUCUAUGAAUUUGCUGAAGAUACUAGGAAGCUGUAUUUUGGAGCCCUAACACCAGGCUUUGAUCUCAUGGCAAAACUUAGGGGCUGCAUUGAUUCGAUUCUCCCUCCUAAUGCACAUGAGAUAGCGGAAAAUCGUCUCUUUGUAUCAGUCACUAGUGCUAAAAAUGGAAAGAAUCAUUUGCUUUCAAAUUUUGCCUCCAGGGAGGAUCUUGUUAAGGUCCUUCUAGCCAGCAGUUUUAUUCCUCUGUAUGCAGGUAUCAAUCCAGUGGAUUAUAAAGGACAGAAAUGGAUCGAUGGUGGUUUAACCAAUGGCCUCCCCAUUCUGCCAGUGGGCCGAACUGUGACUGUUUCUCCCUUUUCUGGCCGACUAGACAUCUGCCCACAGGACAAAGGACGUAUGGAUGUCUAUGCUAAAGUUGCAAAACAAGACUUAAUGUUGUCCACAGCAAAUUUUGUAAGACUUCAUCAGGCCCUGUUUCCACCAGGCCAGGAGAAAAUGGAAUCACUAUACCAAGAAGGAUAUGACGAUGCUGUACAUUUUUUACUAAAGGAAAACUGGUUUGAAUAGAUUAUGUGUGGCAAAAAUUAACAAAGUCUGAUGGCUGUCAGAGUAAAGCUACAAAACACUCCACAGAGCCCAAGGGAUUGCUAUCACAAUUUCUGUUUAUCUAAAAUGAAUGCCAUAGGACUUACAUCUGUCACUGUCAAACAAGUGUUUAUAUAUAGGUGUGCUGGAUGGAAUUUGUAAACAGGUUCAAAUGCAAUGGAAUUGUGUAGUAGCAGUUCUGCUUUUUAAAAAAGAAUUGGAUUUUUGGGUUUGUUUGUUUGUUUGUUUUUGUUCUUGUGUCAUGUGAAUGCCAUAUAGUAUGCAAUAAUAAUUUAAGAAAUGUUCAAAUACGAUUUGCUGGUAUUAGUAAGAUUUGAGAUGUAUGCUUGGAUUAGGACAGAAAAUAGGAACUGUCAGCAGAGAGUUGCAUACUUGUGUUCUUUCUCAAUUAAUCCUGUUUGUGUGUCCAUUAAUUGACUUAUUCAUUUUCAUUUUUAAAUCCAGUUUCCCCCCUCCCCUGCUGGUGUACUCUCAAGCAUGAACUCUAAUUACAAAGAAGCUGUGGGAGACAAAACAGCUUAAUUGCAUAUCUUUUAAUUGUUAUGCGUAUGUGUUUUGCCAUUAGAACAUCUUGUUCUUCAAAUAAAUUCUAUAACUUUUUCAAUUUU